This is a messenger RNA of Labrus bergylta (ballan wrasse), 2482 nucleotides long. RefSeq names its product peroxisomal biogenesis factor 19 (gene pex19). Gene Ontology annotation, biological process: protein import into peroxisome membrane. Gene Ontology annotation, cellular component: peroxisome; peroxisomal membrane. NCBI's taxonomy places the organism in Eukaryota, Metazoa, Chordata, Actinopteri, Labriformes, Labridae. The record is from RefSeq and is a predicted model, not a curated record.
AAACGUCAGUUUACGGGGACUACAGUAUUCGGUGCUCGGAGAGGGUAACAUCAUGGCGUCGGGAGCAGGAGACCAGUCCACCGGACACGAUGCAGAACUGGACGAGUUAUUGGACAGUGCCUUGGAUGACUUUGACAAGACAUCGGCCCCUCCAGCCCCAGAACCUGCAGCUGCUUCCUCCUCAGCCAGCAGUGGUGCAGAAAAGCCACCCUUGCUUGAAGAUUGCAAACUCUUCGAGACUCUCUUCGAGGGUGACAUGGCCACACAAGCCAAGGAGGAGUGGGAGAAGGCCAUGACUGAGCUGGCUCACGAGGAGCCAGAACUGCUGCAGCACUUUCAUAAACUGUCCGAGGCUGCAGGGAAAGUCGGCACUGACACCGCCUCCCAACAAGAAUUCACCUCUUGUCUUAAAGACACCCUGCGUGGUUUGGCCAAAAAUGCAGACAACCUGCAGUCAUCAGGACUGGCCGGAGACGACCUCGUCAAAGCCCUCGAAGGCCUGGGAUUGGAUGAGGGUGGUGAAAGAGGCGGUGACGACGGAAACAUCCUGCCCAUCAUGCAGUCCAUCAUGCAGAAUCUCCUCUCUAAGGAAGUGCUUUAUCCGUCUCUCAAAGAGAUCACUGCCAAGUACCCAGAGUGGUUGGACGCCAAUAAACCGAGCCUCAGCCCAGAGGACUACCAGCGCUAUGAGAAGCAGGCCAAAAUCAUGGGAGAGAUCUGUAAGCUCUUUGAGAAGGAGGAGGAGACGGCGGAGGAUAAAGAGAGCACGUUCGAGAACAUCAUGGACCUGAUGCAAAAGCUGCAAGACCUGGGCCAACCACCCAAGGAGCUGGCAGGUGACGCGCCUCCAGGCCUUAACUUCGACAUGGAGUCCCUCAACCUCCCAGGAGGCCCUGGGGCGGGGGCGGCAGAUCAGUGCUCCGUCAUGUGAAGGAGGUACUGGUGCAGUCCAUCAUAAGCGCUGGAGCCAGAGGGUCACUCUGUGUGGGCGUCAGCGACAGUCGGGCAGCAAAGAAAGGAGAGAGAAGCAAAUAUCAGACAGGUGUGACCAGACCGUCGACACUGUUCUCCCUCAAGCAGAAUGUGUGUGUGUGUUGUGAGUGUGUGAGUGCAGUAACAACAGGAGGAGACAGGAAAACAAAAAACAAAAAAAAAACAACAAGAAACCACACAUGCAAACACAAACUCUUCUGUCCAAAAUCACUGACCUCACAACUGUAAAGAUUUGAACAUCUCUGCGUUAGUUUGUCAGCGGUUUGUUUAGCGCUUUAACUUGAUAAUUUUAAGCAUCAUUCCUUUUCCUGAAACGCAGCAGAAGCGCUGUGUUGUCUCAACUGUUUAGCCUCAUGGUAAAAAGAUCUAUCACACCACUUCACGGGUAUAAACAGUGCCUUGGCAAACUUUGAAGCUCUUAUUUUAGUUUCUCACUACAGGGCGAGAUUUAAGAUCAUAGAUUUGAAACCAAAUUUGCAAUAUUAUCCCAGAUUAAUGUGACCUUAGUGACAAUUUCUUUGGUUCUUCAUUCAUUAAUUGCACUCCUCUGUUUGUGUACAGACUGUAUAGGAGUUGAAUUAAGAGUUAAUCACUUAUUAACAUGUAAGGAAACAGGAAGUAACCGAGUGUACGUGUGUUAAUUAUUUAAAUAAUUGAAAAAGGCUAAAGAGGAUUGAACGCCUCUUAAAACGUUCUCUACUGUAAUCCAGCCAACUAAUGUGGCAAAAAAACAAAACAAGAUCCAUUCCCCCUAUUUAGCCUCCCCCCCCCAGGUAUAGAUUUAACGUGAUUGCAAUGAUGAUAUCCGGAUGCCUUUGCUGUGGUGACAGUGAUCAUUAUAGUGUAGAGUUACUGUGCAAAGUGCUUCCCUUGUGAUUCCCUGUGUUUUUUAAAAUGUGCAGAGUGAUUGUUUUCUUUGGUACGGGGGGGGGGGGGUCCCAGCUAGGAAAGAAAAACACUUCAGAGGUAUUCACGAGCUGUUUACCUUCUGAUAACAGGGAACGUGAAUCCUGUCCCCCUUCAUUGAGAGAAAAAAAAAGUACAUCAUGUUCUUUCCAGAAAAAGGUGGGGUGAGAUCAGUCUGAUGUUAGCACAUUUUCGCCUGUGGUUUGUUUACUCCAGCGUCCACGUUUCACCAGCUGCUAACGCCAGUGGACAGUUUUUUUUCACUGCGGAGACCAUAGACAGAGAGGUCUCUCGAAUUCACACGGCCAUCAGCGCAUCAAUAACUGUACGAUAAAGGGUUACUGUGAAAGGAUUCAGUCAGCUGUGCACUGAAAUUUAGAUUUACAUGAAACACACGCUGCUGCUGUGGAGGUCCAUAAAGGCCUGUGGUCGUCACUGAUGGAAGGGGGGGGGGGUGCAAUCUGUUCAACACUCAGGGCUGAUGUAAACAUGCCCAGAGCACCGUCAAAGAAAUGCAGCCUGAUAUUUGACACUAUUUUGUUUUGUAAAUAUAUGAAAUGAAAUAAAGAUAUGAUGCAAUUUA